Messenger RNA from Nomascus leucogenys (northern white-cheeked gibbon), 2347 nucleotides. It is a transcript of the gene DDX59, whose product is annotated as DEAD-box helicase 59. Gene Ontology annotation, molecular function: ATP binding; RNA helicase activity; nucleic acid binding. The record is from RefSeq and is a predicted model, not a curated record. Lineage: Eukaryota; Metazoa; Chordata; Mammalia; Primates; Hylobatidae.
CGGCGGCCCCGCCUCCCCGCCGCCCGGAAAGCGGGCUGCGGCCCCCUCCCAAAACCCGGAGAAGUGGAUUCUGCGCUCCGCUGCGCUGCGCUGCGCUGCGCUCCGCUCCGCUCCGCUCCGCUCCGCACCACCAGUCCCGGGCCGCAGUCCUGACGCGCAGGUCAGGGCUUGUCGGGCGGAAGCUGGCUUGGAGCCUGGAAGGGGGAGCCGGCCCCGAGCGGGAGCGGGAGCGGACGCGGCCUCAGGCCUGCGUGGAAUAUUGAAGGAUGUUUGUUCCAAGAUCUCUAAAAAUCAAGAGGAAUGCUAAUGAUGAUGGCAAAAGUUGUGUGGCUAAGAUAAUUAAACCAGACCCAGAAGACCUUCAGUUGGACAAAAGCAGAGAUGUUCCCGUUGAUGCUCUAGUUACAGAAGCAGCCACAACAGAUAGGCACAUCAGCGAAUCAUGCCCUUUCCCCAGCCCAGGUGGCCAGUUGGCAGAGGUUCAUUCAGUAAGUCCCGAGCAGGGUGCGAAGGACAACUAUCCUUCUGAAGAACCUGUUAAGUCAUUUUCCAAAACACAGCGCUGGGCAGAACCGGGGGAACCCGUCUGUGUUGUCUGUGGUCGUUAUGGAGAGUAUAUCUGUGAUAAGACAGAUGAAGAUGUGUGUAGUUUGGAGUGUAAAGCGAAACAUCUUCUGCAAGUUAAGGAAAAGCAAGAGAAAUCAAAACUCAGCAAUCCACAUAAGGCUGAUUCUGAGCCAGAGUCUCCACUGAAUGCUUCCUAUGUCUACAAAGAGCACCCCUUUAUUUUGAACCUUCAGGAAGACCAGAUUGAAAAUCUUAAACAGCAGCUGGGAAUUUUAGUUCAAGGGCAAGAAGUCACUAGGCCCAUUAUUGACUUUGAACAUUGUAGUCUCCCUGAGGUCUUAAAUCACAACUUGAAGAAAUCAGGCUAUGAGGUGCCAACCCCCAUUCAAAUGCAGAUGAUUCCUGUGGGACUUCUGGGAAGAGACAUUCUGGCCAGUGCAGAUACUGGCUCAGGAAAAACAGCUGCCUUUCUUCUUCCUGUUAUCAUGCGAGCUUUAUUCGAGAGCAAAACUCCAUCUGCGCUCAUUCUUACACCAACCAGAGAGUUAGCCAUUCAGAUAGAGAGACAAGCUAAAGAAUUGAUGAGUGGCCUGCCACGCAUGAAAACUGUGCUUCUCGUAGGGGGCUUACCCUUACCCCCACAGCUUUAUCGUCUGCAACAACAUGUUAAGGUUAUCAUAGCAACCCCUGGGCGACUUCUGGAUAUAAUAAAGCAGAGCUCUGUAGAACUCUGUGGUGUAAAGAUUGUGGUAGUAGAUGAAGCUGAUACCAUGUUAAAGAUGGGCUUUCAGCAACAAGUGCUUGACAUUUUGGAAAACAUUCCUAAUGAUUGUCAGACCAUUUUGGUUUCAGCCACAAUUCCAACUAGCAUAGAACAACUAGCAAGCCAGCUUCUGCAUAAUCCUGUGAGAAUUAUCACUGGAGAAAAGAAUCUACCUUGUGCCAAUGUACGUCAGAUUAUUCUGUGGGUAGAAGACCCAGCCAAAAAGAAAAAAUUAUUUGAAAUUUUAAAUGAUAAGAAACUCUUUAAGCCUCCAGUGUUAGUAUUUGUGGACUGCAAACUAGGAGCAGAUCUUUUGAGUGAAGCCGUUCAGAAAAUCACAGGGCUGAAAAGCAUAUCUAUACAUUCAGAGAAGUCGCAAAUAGAAAGGAAAAACAUACUGAAGGGAUUACUCGAAGGAGACUAUGAAGUUGUAGUGAGCACAGGAGUCUUGGGACGAGGCCUAGACUUGAUCAGUGUCAGGCUGGUUGUCAAUUUUGAUAUGCCUUCAAGUAUGGACGAGUAUGUCCAUCAGAUUGGAAGAGUAGGAAGAUUAGGUCAAAAUGGAACAGCGAUUACUUUCAUCAACAAUAAUUCAAAAAGACUCUUCUGGGAUAUUGCAAAACGAGUAAAGCCCACAGGAUCCAUUCUUCCCCCUCAGUUAUUAAAUUCCCCAUACCUUCAUGACCAGAAGAGAAAGGAACAACAGAAAGAUAAACAGACACAGAAUGAUCUGGUUACAGGAGCUAAUCUUAUGGAUAUUAUCAGAAAACAUGAUAAAAGUAAUUCUCAGAAAUGAUUUUCUCUGCCACUUGAAUAAUUUUUUUUAUUGUACAUAGUCAGCAAAAAAAUGUUAUUUUAUGGUUUGCAUACAUGGAAAUGUACAUGAAUUUAAAAAAUAUUUAAGAUAUUUUUAAUUUAAUAAAAUUUAUAUAACUAUAUUGUAUUUAUUUCCCUUAAUUAUAAAUUAAAAACAUCAGAAAAUGAAUUAUUAAAUAAAAUACAGUUUUUUCUCUUCUG